This is a messenger RNA of Eublepharis macularius, 318 nucleotides long. RefSeq names its product thioredoxin-like. Gene Ontology annotation, molecular function: protein-disulfide reductase activity. The coding region runs from base 1 to 318 and encodes 105 amino acids. The transcript has 5 exons. Lineage: Eukaryota; Metazoa; Chordata; Lepidosauria; Squamata; Eublepharidae. The record is from RefSeq and is a predicted model, not a curated record.
AUGCUGAAGAACAUAAAUAAUAAGAGAGAAUUUCACGAUUUUUUGAAGAAAGCAGCAGCCAACCUUGUUGUCGUCAACUUUUCAGCAAAAUGGUGUGGGCCUUGCAAAAUGGUUCGUCCUUUUGUUCAUGAGUUUGCCGUUCGAUACGAAAAUGUACGGUUCUGCAUCGUUGAUGUGGAUUUGGCAGAGGAUGUGGCGAACUGUUGCAGUAUUGUUGCCAUGCCAACAUUUCAGCUGUACAAGAAAGAACAGAAGAUUUUUGAAAUAACUGGUGCAGAUGUAAAAAAACUAGAGGAGAAGAUAAGAGAGCUGAUGUGA